Molecule: messenger RNA, 3185 nt
Organism: Candoia aspera
Lineage: Eukaryota; Metazoa; Chordata; Lepidosauria; Squamata; Candoiidae
Gene: SLC22A2
Product: solute carrier family 22 member 2
Exons: 11
Coding region: 1-1671 (556 amino acids)
Biological process (GO): transmembrane transport
Cellular component (GO): membrane
Source: RefSeq, a predicted model, not a curated record
AUGCCAACCUUAGAUGAUAUUCUAGAGCACAUUGGAGAGUUUGACUUGUACCAAAAAAGGGCAUUUUUUGUCUUGUGUUUGCUCUCUGCUGCCUUCACACCCAUCUAUGUUGGUAUCGUUUUCUUAGGUUUUAUUCCUGAGCACCGUUGCCAGACUCCUGGGCUCCCUGAAUUAAGAGCCAGAUGUGGCUGGAGCCUUGAAGAGGAGCUGAAUUAUACCAUUCCAAAGAAAGAAACCCAUGAAGAUGCUUUCAUUAGUCAGUGCCAGAGAUACAAUGUGGACUGGAAUGUAUCUGGGCUCAACUGCACAAAUCCAGUUAGUUUUUUCACUGCUCACAGCAACAUCAGCAACAUUCCUGUUGUUGCAUGCCAAGAUGGUUGGCUUUAUGAUUUCCAAGGUUCAUCCAUUGUGAGUGAGUUUAACCUGGUGUGUAAAGAUGCCUGGAAACUGGAUCUAUUUCAGUCAUGUGUGAAUGUGGGCUUUUUUCUUGGUUGCAUAAGCAUCGGGUACCUGGCAGACAGGUUUGGCCGAAAACGGUGCUUAUUAAUUACCAUCCUAAUAAAUUCCAUCUCUGGUGUCCUUGUGGCUGUGGUCCCUAGUUACACAUGGGUGGUGGUUUUUCGCUUGAUACAAGGAUUGGUCAGCAAAGGAGGCUGGUUAACAGGAUAUAUCUUGAUUGCAGAGUUUGUUGGCAUGAACUAUAGAAGAAUGGUUGGUAUUGUUUAUCAAGUGGCCUUCAGUGUUGGACUCCUUGUGCUUGCUGCUAUUGCUUAUGUAGUUCCUCACUGGAGAUGGCUGCAACUUGCUGUCACAUUGCCAAAUUUCUUCUUCUUGCUGUAUUACUGGUGUCUUCCAGAAUCCCCAAGAUGGUUGAUAGCCCAACAGGAAAAUGACAAAGCCCUGAAAAUUAUUAAAUGUAUAGCCAAAGGGAACCAAAAGGAGCUGCCACCAUCCAUGGAGAAACUUCAGCCUGAAGAAGAAAAACGUGAUAAGCCUACCCCUUCCUUUUUAGACCUGGUGAGAACGCCACAGAUAAGGAAACAUACAUUAAUCUUAAUGUACACUUGGUUUGCCAGUGCUGCAGUGUAUCAGGGCCUCAUCAUGCAUCUGGGAAUUGGAGGAGGCAACAUUUACCUGGACUUUUUUUAUUCCGCUCUUGUGGAAUUCCCUGCUGCCAUCAUACUCAUACUUACAGUUGACUGCAUAGGCCGCCGCUUUCCCUGGGCUGCGGCAAAUUUUAUGACAGGAAUUGCAUGUCUCGUUACUGCCUUGGUUCCUGAAGAUUUCUAUUGGCUUAAAAUGACUGCUGCUUGCUUGGGCAGGCUGGGUAUUACAAUGUGCUAUGAAAUGGUUUGCUUAGUCAAUGCAGAACUAUACCCAACAUUCCUCAGGAAUCUGGGGGUUCUUGUCUGCUCUUCCAUGAGUGAUAUUGGGGGGAUCAUAACUCCAUUCAUUGUCUAUAGACUGGCAAAUAUUUGGCACGAGCUUCCACUUAUUGUCUUCGCUGUCAUUGGCCUCGUGGGUGGUGCUUUGGUUCUGCUCUUACCUGAAACCAAAGGGAAAACUUUACCUGAGACUAUUGAUGAUGCCGAAAAUCUGCACAGGCCAGGAAGGCCCAAAGAAAAAAUGAUUUACCUUCCUGUGCAAAACUCAGAUGUGUCAACUUACUGAAGACAGCUGUGUUCCCCACAGUUUUCCAUUGAUGAGUAAGGAGUGAAAACCAAAAGUGUGGAUACAAGCAUAACUCUUCAUAAGGACUCUGAAUUCUUUGAACUCUCAGUAUCCUCUGCUUCUUGGUUUCCAGUCAUGACUGUGAUAGGUUCCAUAGAAUUCUGCGGUCCUGGCAAACACUUUAAAGCCUUCCACAGGGUGGUCCCUCCAGCUAUGUAAUCUGGCUGGAAAUGCUGUAAGUUGCAGUGAGUUUCUCAGUUUGGAAAUAGCCAUGCUACAGACAGUGCCACCUAGUAGCCCAAAAUGCAACAUGCAAAUUAUGGCCUUCAUAUAUAAACCCCAUUGAGUCUAAUAAUCCAUAUGACUUUGUCGAUAAAACUGCAGUCUUAAGGAUCCAUACAUGGAGAUACUCCUCAUUCAGAUGAACGGGAGACACUUUUGUGUAACAUAAUGUAAAAUAUGAUAGAAAAAUUGGCAUUGUCAGAAAGCUCAGCUUCACUCUGUUCCUCAUUUUUCCUUAAGUUUCGUUCUGUUUCAUUUAUCAAAUGUGAGGUUUUCUGUUUUCCACACAAAAAUGUACAUGCAUUUUCAUGAACACAUUUUCUAAUACACAAUACUGUUAACAGUGCUCCUAAUACAAAGAUUUUUAUAAGAACUCUUCAGAAGGAACCAGCAUUCUGGGCCACAGUCUUCACUUGGCUUAGGAAAGAUGUGCCAGGGGACACACUCCAAAUAGUAGUGCAUAGGCUCAAUAACCCCACCAGAGUUUCAUUUUAUUCUGCUGAUGUAUAGGUAGCCCUCGUUCAGUGACCACAGUUGGGACUAGCAACUUGGUCAUUAAGUAAAGCGGUCGCUAAGUGAAACCACGACUCUGCUUAUCACCUUACUUCAGCUUUCCUUUGCUUUACAGACUUGCAAAGAUCAUAAAUGUGAGGACUAAUGAUAAAGUUAGUUUUUCAUCACCAACAUAACUGCAAAUGGUGGCUAAACAAGGCAGUUGCUAAACAAGGACUACCUGUAGUUAAUCAUGUGAUCCUCCUGUCACAUUAAACAUUAUCAUAUGAUAACAGCUUUUAGAAGCCUCCAGAGAAGGGCUGUACUUAAGAUUUCAGGAGCCAUUUGAGGCCCAGGGUUCUCAACUUGAGCGUAUCCUGUGAACAAGGUUUUGCAACCCAGAGCCCUUUCUGACCAUGACUGGAAAAACUGAGUUUAGUGUCCCGCCACUUUUAAGGCAGAGAUGACAAUGUAGCAUAAAUUCUAAAAUAUGCUUAGCAUUGUUGCAGAAAGAAAACAAGAAAAAAACUUAGAAAAAUAGCAGAAGGCCCGUCCCUCCUCAUGUAAAUAAGGUGGCUUUGACCAAUUUGCCUCACUGUCCAACCUACUGUGGCCCUUAUUUCUCCUCCCCCAAGUGUUAAGUGCAGGUCUCAGGCACCUCUGUUUUAGAAAAUGUAUUGAUUCAUCCUUCUCUUCCUAAUUUUGGGUGCACCCUGGGCAAAAUUGAGACUAUGAAAAAA